AUGCCUGCAAUCGGUCUUUCUUGGCCUGGGAUUGGGAUGGUAGCUGUGGGUACAGUGGUGGUACUUUGGGCUAUGUUAAGGAAGUUACAAACCCUCAGCAAUGAUCCCAAUGCGCCACGCUGCCUUCCAUACUCACUACCGUUCCUGAAAAGUACCAUCCCAUUUGUGCUCGAUGGACCAAACUUUUUCCGUUGGGCCUCCUGCUAUUGCCAGGACCGUUGGCCAGUGCGGGUAAAUCUUCUGAAUGGUGAGGUCUAUAUAGUCCAAGGGGCUAAAAACAUCGCUGCCAUUUUCAGCAAGCCCGGCCUUACAGUUACCCGAGCAUAUAGCAUUGCACUGAAACAUUGCUUUGGGAUGGAGCAGAAAGCCGCUGAUGUCUAUCUCGCUGAUACUUCGGGCUCCUGGCAUCGACUAUCCCCGGCAGCCAAACGCCGUGGCACGGCCGUGUGA
This is a messenger RNA of Aspergillus nomiae NRRL 13137, 450 nucleotides long. Its product is annotated as cytochrome P450 monooxygenase. The record is from RefSeq and is a predicted model, not a curated record. The coding region runs from base 1 to 450 and encodes 149 amino acids. NCBI's taxonomy places the organism in Eukaryota, Fungi, Ascomycota, Eurotiomycetes, Eurotiales, Aspergillaceae. The transcript is spliced from 2 exons.